Closterium sp. Naga37s-1 is the source of this 1020-nucleotide messenger RNA. The record is from the annotation of a GenBank genome assembly. Lineage: Eukaryota; Viridiplantae; Streptophyta; Zygnematophyceae; Desmidiales; Closteriaceae.
AUGGCGAUACCACGCGAUCAUAACCUAGUGCUUAUACUGUCCUCCACCUUCCUCCUCCUCACGCUGCUGCACCUCCGACCCGCUAUCGCGCAACCCAAUCCUACGGCGAAAGUCCCCGUUCCAACUGACGUGCCUACCGCCGCGCCACCCGCUCUUGCGUCGGAGCCGAGGGUCGGUGUUCCCGCGCCGGGUAAUGGCAGCACAGCGGUGCCCGUAACCCCACCCGGAGCAGCGGAAGCGGGGAAGAAAGGGAAUGGCGCGGGCGCAGGCGCGGGUACAGGCGCGGGCGCGGGCGCGGGCGUGGCCGUGGGGAAUACUAUGAAGGGGAAUACCGAUCCGUGGUCUCCGGCAAUGGUGGCUAACUACGGGCAGCUGAUCCGUGCGCUGAACCAGCGCCGGCCGAUCGUGAUCGUUGAUACGUUCUACCUCAAGGGCCCCAUGCCUAACAUCACAUGGACCGUUAACAUCACCGGACACCCGCGCUGCAAGCGAUCCGAGCUGGGCAUGUGUCGCAUAGACGCGCGUCGCCGCAGUCGUCACUUCAUCGUUCAGAAGGGCGGGCUGCUCGCCAUCUCGAACCUGCAGCUCAGCCGCGGGCGCCCCAUCUCCGGCAGCGGCGGGUCCAUCUGGAUCAUGAACGGCGGCCAGGCGCAGCUCGACGGCGUCUUUUUCCGCUUUAACGGACUCUACGGCGUGACGACGGCAGGCGGCGCUGUUGAGGUGGACGAGGGCGGCGCGCUGCACUGCCACCGCUGCCACUUCAUCCGCAACUUCGCGGGGUUCGGCGGCGCCGUGUCGCUCGCUAAGGGCGCGGAGAUGACGGCGGACGCGAACGUGUUUCACCGCAACAUGGCGUCGACCGCGGGCGGCGCGGUGAGCGCGAUCAUGAAGGCGACGGUCAACCUUCACCGCUCCAAGUUCAACGCCAACAGCGCCGCGGUGGGCAGUGCAGUGCACGCGUUCGACUCGAGUCUCACCCUCUGCCAAGCCAGCUACUACAACAACAACGCCUCCAUCCCU